AUGGGCGCGGGUGACAAGGCAGCCGUCUGCCUGUAUCGAUCCCCGCAAAAGUACAAUAGGAUGAAUGCGGACGAAUCUAAUGAAUUCAAGAAGGUUCGUGCGUUUGCCUCUUUACCCCGUACCGUCCGAGGCUUUCCUACGGUGAUAGGCUCUAGCCCGAAAGGUGAUAAAAUCAUAUACUGCAAUGGCAACUCGGUCUCAUCGUCAAGCCUAACCAAUGUAGACAUCUACACUGAACAUCCAGUGCCGACCACAGUAGCCAAGAUGAGUCCUAGCGGCUUCUACAUUGCAUCUGGAGAUAGCGCUGGAAAUGUGCGUAUAUGGGAUACCACACAAUCCACUCACAUCUUAAAAGCAGCUUACCAGGUGUUUUCUGGAAGUGUUCGCGACAUAGCAUGGAACGAUGAUAGUAAACGAAUAGCCGCGGUCGGAGAAGGACGAGAAAGAUUCGGGCAUGUAUUUUUGUUCGACACUGGUACCUCGAAUGGUAACCUUUCCGGGCAAUCUCGACCCAUGAGCAGCAUCGACUUCCGUCCCACAAGGCCUUACCGUCUUGUGAGUGGUUCGGAGGACAACACUGUUGCAAUCUUUGAGGGACCACCGUUCAAAUUCAAGACGGCGGUGCGGUCAACUCAGGAAGACGCUGUGUCGGUUUGGCAUGGUUCAACUUGUGGCAACGAUCGACAAACAGAACCAUCUGGAGACAAGACUAGUGAAAAUUGGAAGUCAGCCGAGGAAAAGCGCUUAGAAAAAGUUGUAACGUUUGGUGAUUCUACUGAGGAUCAACAAAUCGGUAUUUCAUGGAGCACAAAGGCACUCGUCUCAGUCUCGCUUGCAGGAUUCCUUAGCUUCAUAGAUCCUGCCGGCAACAUAACGUUAUGUUCAUGGGUGCAUAACAAAGGAAUAACGUCCGCUAGCCCUUACUUUUAUUGUCAGGCACGUUGGAAUGUCUCUAAUGGGGAGUCGAUUCGAAUUCAACCAACACUUCAUAGGUCACAGAUAGUUGGCUUGGUUGUUGGAAGAGAUGAAGUCUUAAUCAGCUGCGCGUGGGACGACACCGUCCGCUUCACUAGUGGAGCUACGAGUAGUGAUCCCGUGCAUUCAAAGUGCGUAAAGUUGCCAUCGCAGCCACAAGGUAUGGCUUCUUCUUACGAUGGUAACCUGACCGUCAUCGCGUGCUACAAGAACGUUUUGGUGUUUGAGGAUGACAAGUUAUCAGCGGAUCUUAACGUAACCUUCAACCCUUCUUGUGCAGCCAUCUUUGGAGACCUUGUUGCUGUUGGUGGACAGGAUUCGAAAGUGCAUAUCUUUUCAUUUUCUGGAGGGGCUCUGCAAGAAAAAACAACGCUGCCGCACUCAUCUCCUAUAACACGUGUUGUUCCUUACUCCGUAGAAGAUUUUAAAACCGUUGCCAGCAAGGAGUGGACGUUCCACACUUCCACACUCGCCAAAGUUAAUUGCGUGGCAUGGAGCCCUGACAAUCGCCACUUGGCUACGGGUGGACUCGAUACAAACAUCAUUAUUUGGGAUCUCGAACGCAGUGGAGAGCAUCCUAUCAUCAUUCGUGGUGCACAUGCAAUGUCACCUGUGAACGGUCUCGUAUUCUUGAAUUCUGACGAGCUUUUGAGUGUUGGACAGGAUGCAAACGUUAAACAUUGGAAGAUUAAUCUA
Ostertagia ostertagi is the source of this 1671-nucleotide messenger RNA. Lineage: Eukaryota; Metazoa; Nematoda; Chromadorea; Rhabditida; Trichostrongylidae. The record is from the annotation of a GenBank genome assembly.